Caenorhabditis sp. 36 PRJEB53466 is the source of this 1941-nucleotide messenger RNA. NCBI's taxonomy places the organism in Eukaryota, Metazoa, Nematoda, Chromadorea, Rhabditida, Rhabditidae. The record is from the annotation of a GenBank genome assembly.
AUGGACCCGUUCACCGUCAUCAGUCUCGAAAACGUUUUGCAAUACACUUCACUGGAAACCAGGUAGGAUUUUGCGCUCCAGAGCGCUGAGUGCUUGAGCGCUCAAAAUGCCGCUUGUAUUCUUGAGUUUUAUGAUACUUUUCACAAAAAAAAACUCAAUUUUCUCUUAGAUUUUCCCCCAAUUUCGUCUCAAUUUCAGAAGAGCCAUCGCAAAAAACGUGCCGGCGAUCCGAUGGAUCAACAAAAAGUUGCCCUACCGCUUCGGCACUGUCGUACUGCACCGAUGCGUCCCGAACGGACACUACCGCAUCACUUUCGACACGUGCAAAUGGGAAUUCGACGAUUUCGACAAGCGGAAACAGUUUGCGAGGUUUCCGGAAGACUUUAAAGUCCGCGUUUUCUUUGCUCCGACCGUCUCGGUGAUCGAAUUCACCGAUCCGCUGCUCGCUCAUUUGUUGCAGAGGAGGCGCACGUUUGUGCGGGAGCUCAUUUUGAAGGUGGGUGCUUUUUCGGGGGUUGAAACUUUUUGUACAUGAUCUUGGUACCUAGUACUGUAUUUUUGUAGUUGACCACUUUGAAGAGUACUGUAGCUCUUGGAAGUUACGGCCACUUUUGUGCACUGCAUUUGUGUCCUAACUUCCAAAAGCAACAGUACCCUUCGGAGUGACGGUACAGAAAAGUUGUCAAUUACACAAAUGAUGUACAUGUCUAGUACUGUAUUUUGUACUUGACCGCUUUUUGGUACAACCACUCCGAAGAGUACUGUAGCUUUUGAAAGUUAGGCCUACUUUAGAGCACUGCAUUUGUGUCCCAACUUCCAAGAGCUACAGUACUCUUUGCAGUGACCCUAGAAAAAGACGGUCAACUACACAAAUAUUGUACUAGGUAUGAAAUUUCAACCAAACACGUUUUUGAGUCAAUGACACAUCUCCCAAUCCUACAAUAUCCGUUCGAAACGAACCGCUUUGCAGGACGUGCUCUGCUUCAACGCAUCGAUAAUUCCGGACAACAUUGGCCGCGUCAAAAUCUCCAAUUCCUCCGAUGUCGCCAGUGAUGCGCUCUACAAAACGCUCAACAAGAUGACGCACAGUAAAAUUGGAUGUCUCGAUUUGAAUGUAAAUCGGUGCACCGACGAGCUGAUUGUCGAGUUGGAAGUGAGUUCUUCGGAAUUCGGGCGGAUUUUAAGAGAAUUCCAACAAAUGUGUUGCAGAAACUUGAAACGGAUCACUUGAAAAUAGUGACGAGAUGGUCGAAAGACGAUUUCUGGUGCCGCCUGCCGCCAUUCCGUCUGCUCGAGGCCGAAGAGAAGCACGCAAACAGCGGAAAAGUGUUGAGCGUCACUCGAAAAUUUCUGAGCGGUGACCAUUCGGUCGGCUCCUCCUAUCUCGGUUUCAUGGAGUUGGACAACACGGCGAUUCGGCACUUUCUCGACGAGAUCCGCAACAACGAUCUCCGCUUCGACUGCUAUUUCGAGCGGUAAGUGCGCGUGCGCGCUGUCUAGCGCAAAGUUUAACACGUUUGCAACACUUUCAGACACCCGCACAAAAGAUUGUUGCCGCCGUCGACGAUCUACUGCCGCGGAAUCUUGUACCGACCGAUUGCGAACACGCGCAACGUCGUCGUCGUCAAAUAUUUGAGUGCGGAGCGGCCGCCGAACUUGUACGCGUUCAAAGUCGCCGUCAUCGACGACUGCUGCCUGAAUAUAGAGUCCGAGGAGGACAAGUACGCCAAGUACCUCCACGGCAUCCUCUUCUCCAUCCUCUUCAUCUUCUGUCUCUCCCUUCUCCUCUCUGCUUCUUUCUGCAUGUUCACCCUUGUUUUGCUCCCGGCUCUCCUCCUCCUCUUGCCCAUCUUCAUUCCGAUCAUUGUUCUUCUGUUGGCUCUCAGAAUUUUCGUGUUUUUCGCCAACUUGUUCAAGUCGCUUUUUUCCGGAUUUCUCUAA